Molecule: messenger RNA, 3583 nt
Organism: Globicephala melas (long-finned pilot whale)
Lineage: Eukaryota; Metazoa; Chordata; Mammalia; Artiodactyla; Delphinidae
Gene: LAMC2
Product: laminin subunit gamma 2
Biological process (GO): cell-cell adhesion; animal organ morphogenesis; morphogenesis of a polarized epithelium
Cellular component (GO): basement membrane; laminin-332 trimer
Molecular function (GO): integrin binding
Source: RefSeq, a predicted model, not a curated record
AUGCCUGCGCUCUGGCUGAGCUGCUGCCUCUGCUUCUCGCUCCUCCUGCCUGCGGCCCGGGCCAACUCCAGGACGCCAGUCUGUGAUUGCAGUGGGAAGUCCAGGCAAUGCGUGUUUGAUGAGGAACUUCACAGACUGACAGGAAAUGGAUUCCGCUGCCUGCACUGCAGUGACAACACGGGUGGCGUUCACUGCCAGAGGUGCAAGGAAGGAUUUUACCGCCAGAGAGACAGAGACCGCUGUUUACCCUGCAAUUGUAACUCCAAAGGUUCUCUUAGCGCUCGAUGUGACAAUGCUGGACGAUGCAGCUGUAAGCCAGGUGUGACAGGAGACAGGUGUGACCGCUGUCUGCCAGGCUUCCACACCCUCACUGAGGCUGGGUGCACCCAAGACCAGAGGCUCCUAGACUCCAAGUGUGACUGUGAUCCGGCUGGCAUCUCGGGGCCCUGUGACACAGGCCGCUGUGUCUGCAAGUCAGCUGUCACCGGAGGGCGCUGUGAUAGGUGCCGACCAGGUUACUAUCACCUGGAUGGGGGAAACCCUGAGGGCUGUACCCAGUGUUUUUGCUACGGGCAUUCAGCCAGCUGCCGAAGCUCUGGAGACUACAGUGUCCAUAAAAUCACCUCUACCUUCCAUCAAGAUGUUGAUGGCUGGAAGGCUGUCCAAAGAAAUGGGUCUCCUGCAAAACUCCAAUGGUCACAGCGCCAUCGAGAUGUGUUUAGCUCAGCACGACAGCCAGACCCUGUCUAUUUUAUAGCUCCUGCCAAAUUUCUUGGGAAUCAACAGGUGAGCUAUGGGCAGAGCCUGUCUUUUGACUACCGUGUGGACAGGGGAGGCAGACACCCAUCCGCCCAUGACGUGAUCCUGGAAGGUGCUGGUCUACGGAUCACAGCUCCCUUGAUUCCACCUGGCAAGACACUGCCUUGUGGGGUCACCAAGACUUACACUUUCAGAUUAAAUGAAAAUCCAAGCAGUAAUUGGAGCCCCCAGCUGAGUUACUUUGAGUAUCGCAGGUUACUGCGGAACCUCACAGCCCUGCGGAUCCGAGCUACCUAUGGAGAAUACAGUACUGGGUACCUUGACAAUGUGACCCUGAUCUCAGCUCGCCCCAUCUCUGGAGCCCCAGCACCAUGGGUUGAACAAUGUGUGUGUCCUGUCGGGUACAAGGGACAGUUCUGCCAGGAAUGUGCUUCUGGCUACAAAAGAGAUUCAGCCAGACUGGGACCUUUUGGCACCUGUAUUCCAUGUAACUGCCAAGGAGGAGGGGCUUGUGAUCCAGACACAGGAGAUUGUUAUUCAGGGGAUGAAAACCCUGACAUCGAGUGUGCCGACUGCCCCAUUGGUUUCUACAACGACCCGCGUGACCCCCGCAGCUGCAAGCCCUGCCCCUGUCGCAAUGGGUUCAGCUGCUCCGUGAUGCCAGAGACAGAGGAUGUGGUGUGCAAUAACUGUCCCCACGGUGUCACUGGUGCCCGCUGUGAGCUCUGUGCCGAUGGCUACUUUGGGGACCCCUCUGGGGAACACGGCCCAGUGAGGCCUUGUCAACCCUGUCAGUGCAACAACAACGUGGACCCCAGUGCCUCUGGGAACUGUGACCGCCUGACGGGCAGGUGUCUGAAAUGCCUCCACGGCACAGCCGGUGCCCACUGCGACCAGUGCAAAGCAGGCUACUUCGGGGACCCCUUGGCUCCCAACCCAAUGGACAAGUGUCGAGCUUGCAACUGCAACCCAGUGGGCUCGGAGCCCGUGGAGUGUAGAAGUGAUGGCAGCUGUGUUUGCAAGCCAGGAUUUGGCGGCCUCAACUGUGAGCAUGCAGCAUUAACCAUCUGUCCAGCUUGCUAUAAUCAAGUGAAGAUUCAGAUGGAUCAGUUUAUGCAGCAGCUCCAGAACCUGGAGACCCUGAUUUCAAAGGCUCAGGGUGACGGUGGAGCAGUACCUAACACAGAGCUGGAGGGCAGGAUGCAGUGGGUUGAGCAGACCCUUCAGGACAUUCUGAGAGAAGCCCAGAUUUCAGAAGGUGCUAUUAGAUCCCUCAAUCUCCAGUUGGCCAAGGCCAGGAGCCAAGAGAAUAGCUACCGGAACCGCCUGGAUGACCUCAAGAUGACUGUGGAAAGAGUUCGGGCCCUGGGCAGCCAGCAUCAGAACCGAGUUCAGGAUACUCACAGGCUCAUCACUCAGAUGCGCCUGAGCCUGGAGGAAAGUGAAGCUGCCCUGCGAAACACCGACGUUCUUCCCUCAGAGGACUAUAUGGGGCCAAACGGCUUUAAAAGUCUAGCUCAGGAGGCCGCGAGACUGGCAGACAGCCACGUUGAGUCAGCCAAUAACAUGGAGCAACUGGCCAGGGAAACCGAGGACUACUCCGAACAAGCCCUAUCCUUGGCGCGCAAGGCUCUGAGUGAAGGAGGCGGAAGCGGCACGCUGGACGGCUCUGUGGUGCAAGGGCUUGUGGGAAAAUUGGAGAAAACCAAGUCUCUGGCCCAGCAGUUGUCAAGGGAGGCCACUCAAACUGACAUGGAAGCAGAUACGUCUUAUCAGCAUAGUCUCCGCCUUCUCAAUUCAGCAUCUCAGCUUCAGGGGGUCAAUGAUCAGUCCUUUCAGGUAGAAACGAAGAGGAUCAGACAAAAAGCUGACUCUGUCUCAAGCCUGGUGACUAAGCGUGUGGAUGAGUUCAAGCGUGUGCAAAGCAAUCUGGGAAACUGGGAAGAAGAAACCCGGAAGCUCUUACAGAAUGGGAAGAAUGGGAGACAGAAAUCAGAUCAACUGCUUUCCCGUGCCAACCUUGCUAAAAGCAGAGCCCAAGAAGCACUAAGUAUGGGCAAUGCCACUUUUUAUGAAGUUGAGAACAUCUUAAAGAACCUCAGAGAGUUUGACCUGCAGGUUGAAGACAGAAAAGCAGAAGCUGAAGAGGCCAUGAAGAGACUCUCCUACAUCAGCCAGAAGGUUGCAGAUGCCAGCGACAAGACCAAGCAAGCGGAAACAGCCCUGGGCGAUGCUGCUGCCGACGCCCAGAGGGCAAAGAACGCAGCCGGGGAAGCCCUGGAGAUCACCGGCAGCAUAGAACAGGAGAUGGGGAGCCUGAACUUGGAGGCCAACGUGACAGCAGAUGGAGCCUUGGCCAUGGAGAAGGGACUGGCCACUCUCAAGAGUGAGAUGAGGGAAGUGGAAGGAGAGCUGGCAAGGAAGGAGCGGGAGUUCGGCACGUCUACGGAUGCAGUGCAGACAGUAAUCACAGAAGCCCAAAGAGUUGAUAACAGAGCCAGGAAUGCUGGAGUUACGAUCCAAGACACGCUUAACAUGUUGGACGGCAUCCUACACCUAAUAGACCAGCCUGGCAGUAUGGAUGAAGAGGGGCUGGUCUUAUUGGAGCAGAAGCUUUUCCAAGCCAAGGCCCAGAUCAACAGUCAGCUGCGGCCGUUGAUGUCAAAGCUGGAAGAGAGGGCAAGCUGUCAGAGGGGCCACCUCCGUUCACUGGAGACGAGCAUAGAUGGGAUUCUGGCUGAUGUGAAGAACCUGGAGAACAUUAGGGACAACCUGCCCCCAGGCUGCUACAAUACCCAGGCUCUUGAGCAGCACUGAAGCUGCC